This is a messenger RNA of Chanos chanos (milkfish), 714 nucleotides long. RefSeq lists its product as uncharacterized. Bases 1 to 714 code for a protein of 237 amino acids. The record is from RefSeq and is a predicted model, not a curated record. The transcript is spliced from 6 exons. NCBI's taxonomy places the organism in Eukaryota, Metazoa, Chordata, Actinopteri, Gonorynchiformes, Chanidae.
AUGAUCAUGUGUUUGUACUCCUCUAGUUCUCAGCUGUCUGUUCAUACCCCUACCCCUCCCACACCUGUCAGACAGGUCAACAGGAUUAGAGAAAAGGUCAAGAAGUCGCCAUCCCCACGUAAUUAUCUACCCAAAGUCCGCCUAACCCUUCGGCACUACAGAGACCCUGAGAGCAAUAGAGCCAGACUGAGGCGUCCUUCAGAGCCAGUUCAGUCUCGCAGCCCUGACAGUCCUGAAUUCUUGAACCUGACAAAUGAGAAGUCCGUGGGGCUUGUAACGGGAUGUGAUGUGAAUGCCCUAUUGAAGAGUGCCAUAGACAAAACAGACCUGGGUGUGCAUCCUGCUAACUCUACUGGGCAGCCCCUUCUGUCCUACCGAGGGAAGAUUGACCUGAAUCAACAGUAUAAAGUCAAAUCCCAGCGAUCCCCAGACUCCACAUAUAUCAGAAAUCAAAUCAACCAAGGUACAAUAAAACUCAUUCAGCCUGUCUCGUAUACCUGGACUGAGCUGGACUGGACACAACAUCUUCAAAACAGGGUACUCAGAGACAGGAUCAUGACAGGGACAAAGUUGCAAAGUGGGGUGAGAGGACAUCACUGCAGUGCCACACCCUGGACAAAUCGAAGUGGAAACACACCCAGUACACAGUUGCUAAAAUGGACAAGCCCAAUGGGCAACCCCAAAACGUUGAAAAGAGAUAGGGAAACAACAUAA